CGACGGUGUUGUGCCUUGCUGUCGUCGCGUCGUUCGCUUGUCCUUUCUUCCCACCACCACCCACCUGCCUGUGUGUGCACCACCCGCGCGCUCUCGCUCGCUCGCUUGCUGUCUCGUUCACUUGUUUGCCGUCUGCGCUCUCUUCACGUCAAUCUGACACCGCCAUGGGGGACCGGCCGCUGCAGAAGUUGCGUCGCACGUUCACGCGAGCAAAGGAUGUCAAGACGCAGCAGCCAGAAGUCAAGAGGGUGGGCACCCUCAGUGUACCUGUCAAAGUGAAACGCGAAGCAUGGAGUGAUGACAAGUCGCUGCCGAGCCAUCCUCAAGCCCGGGCCAGCUUCGAUCGCCUGCAGUAUCUGCGGAGCGAGCUGUCGCGGUUUCGCGCCAAGAAGCAGGAGCUGGAGGAUCGCGAGAAUGUGCUCGUGUGUCGCAUGGCGUUUGCAGAUCUUGCGGCAACGGAACACAAGGAGGACGCGGAGGCGUGGGCACCGGAUGCCGAGUUGGACGCCAUGGACGAGGCCGCCGAGAACAGCACCAAUGGCGCAGCGCUGCCGCAGUUGCCAGAGGACAGCCAGGCAGACCAAGCAGACCAGGCCGCAGCAACUGCAACUGAGCCAUCAAACAACGACAAGAGCGGCGGUGGCGGCGACAACGAUGCACCGUCCACCGUGUUGGACAUGCUGACAUCUGACGGCGUUGCCGGCUCGGAGCAGCAGCGGUCUGAUCGCGCCAUGUCCCUCGACAGCUCCAUCAAGCCAGCGGCAGUGGGGAAUAUGCGCAACCACCACUCGCUCUCUGUUCGCUGGCACCGGCGGCAGACGACCCGCCGCCGCCGUGAGGUACACGCGUCAGCAAUGCCGACACGCACGCUCUUCCUCGUGCGCACGGAGCCCGGCAUGCCACUUGGGGCGGACCUGACAACGCUCCUCGUCCCGCAGCGCAACACACGCGGCCGCAUCCCACAGCCCGCGGUGCCGAAAACGGCCACGUUCGUGUCAGCGGUCGAGGACAACAGCGUCGCCGACAAAGCAGGCGUCCGAGUUGGGGACGAGGUGCUGGAGGUUGAUGGGGCGAAAUGCACCGAAUGUGGGGUGGCCGACGUGCUGAAGCACAUCAACGCCAACGAAGGCACCAUCACCCUCGUCGUUCGGUUCUCCUCCGACUACAAACGACUUGUUCUGCACAAGAAGAAAGUCCAGGCGCAGGCGGCCCUACGUGAGCAGCAACAGCGGCUGCAGCGUCUGCGCAUGCGCGAGGCGGAUCUGGUGGAAGCGCUGCGGCAGCGGCAGAAGGAGAAGGCCGUGUUGGACGUGGUGUCGUCGUGGCAGCAGGCGCCCUCCGCCUCCUCCAGCGAAGAUGACCUCAUGGACAGGGAGGACAGCAAGUUGUGGCUGCGGCAGUGUGUGGGCGAUGGCGUCCACUUGUCCGAAGCGGAUGUGCUUUCCCACUGCAAGACCAGCAAUGAUCUCAAACAGGCCAUCCUUGAUCUCCAGCAAGCAUGGCAGGCAGAGAGGCUGAUGUUCCAGGGCUCGCGAUUGAUUCUUGAGCGCCGCCUCCAGCGCGUCACAAACGGACUGAGCACGCUGCACGACCUUGAGGCGGGUGCGCCGGCCGUUCCGUCGUCACGGUCGUCGUCCGCGGCAGGCUCGCGCAAGCACAGCCAGCAGCCAGCCGCGUUUGGGGUUGAUUUGCAGAAGCAAGAAGUGAUGACGACGCCGCGACCGCGGCUGGUGCUGGAUACGGGCCUCUCGUCCUCCUCCGUUGUCGACGAUGUCGAGAUUGAUGCAGACGCAAUGGCAGCGACGGCCAAGGCACCGUCAGCAGCCACCGCACCAGCAACGUCAACAUCAACGGCAUCGAACGCCACUGAGAAGGGUGCGCACGCGAACGGCAGCAGCUCACACGCGGUCCUGGAGAAGAUUGUGGAUAUGACAACGCCGCACGAGCCAGCAGCGAGCACACCGGGCGGAGCGAACGGCAGUCGACCUGCCAUGGCGAGCACCAGCAGCGCCGCUACAGCCACGUCGAUGGUGUCGAGUGAUUCCAGCAAGCACGACGACGAUGCGUUUAUGUUUGAGCCCGCGCCCGCGCCGCCCUCCGAGGACGACGAUAGCCACUCCGACUUUAUCUCCGAGAUUCAUCACAGCGAAGUGUAGAGGGAAGGAGAGAGGGGUGGGGAAUGUGUGUGUGUAUUUGUGACUCUGUGUGUGUGUGUGUGUGUGUUUGUGACUGUGUUUAUGUGUGUGGUUGUGUGGUUGUGUGGUUGUGACUGUGUGAGUGGGCGGGUGUAUUUGUGACUGUGUGUGGGUUGAGGGGGACGGGAGUCACGCUCGAUUAGAUCGCUGCACAGGUCCUGCUUGCUUGCUUGCUUGCUUGCUUGCUUUCUUGCUUUCCUUUUGGUUUUGGAUUUGUCCUCUUUAUCCUGUCACCUCAUCAUCAUCAUCAGCAGCAGCUUGCUCUUCUUCUUCUUCUUCUUCUUCAUACCACCAGUUUAUCCACCGUGUAAUCACAGUGUUUCAGCCCCCUAUUGUGGAACCGCACACUUGCUUGGCUGCCGUGUGUCUUCUCUGUCUGUCUCUCACCCUUCUCAUUUUCACGCAAAGGAGGAAGCAACACGUACACAAUGAAGAGAUGACACC
Messenger RNA from Salpingoeca rosetta, 2639 nucleotides. RefSeq lists its product as uncharacterized. The transcript has 13 exons. The record is from RefSeq and is a predicted model, not a curated record. Lineage: Eukaryota; Choanoflagellata; Craspedida; Salpingoecidae. Gene Ontology annotation, molecular function: protein binding. Bases 165 to 2156 code for a protein of 663 amino acids.